GAGGACGCUGGGCGUAGCGGCGACGAAAUGAAGCAUGCAGCAUGCGUGGUAGCGGUGUCACGGCUGCGCGGUCCUGCCCAACCCCUGGUGUCCGCCAGCCGCUAUCUCGCCGUUCAAGCCCUUCCUGGUGAUCCUCUUUACUUCGUCGUUGAGGCGAAGUCGAGAGUAAAGGAGGUAUACGCACAGACAUGCAUGCUUCUUGGCCAGCAGGGCAUGCGAGACUGCGAACUGUUCGGCCUGGCAAUACUGUCCGACGGCGAGUACCUGUUCGUCGAUCCCGAGAAUAAAUUAAGCAAAUACGCACCGAAGAACUGGCGAAGUUCUCAUACAUACGGCUUAGACAGCAGCGGAAGGCCAGCUUUCGUCCUCUAUUUUCGUGUUCGUUAUUACAUCGAUACGCCAUUGCUGUUAAGCGAUGAAACGACCCGUCACCACUAUUACCUGCAAUUGCGGGACAACGUGGUCAGGCAUGGGGGUGGGGUUGAGAGCCUGCAUCCUCACCAUCCCUUACACGAACCAUCUAUCGUUACACCGUUGCUUACACUCGCCGGUCUUGCCUUACAAGCCGAUCUUGGCGACUACUCCGAAGAACGGCAUAGACCACACGCGGGAGCAGUGGGAUACUGUAAACCCACCGAUUACCUUCCACCUCACAUGUGCUUGGAGUCAAAUGUGCUCGGCGUGCUGGCGGCUCAGCACAGAGACAACCGGGGUCUGUCAAGGGAGGAGGCAGAAUUGCAAUACAUCCGGGAGGCGGUGCUGUUGGAGGCGCCGCUCAACGCUCACCUUUAUCGCCUGCGAAGAAGCAAGAACGAGGCUGGUCCAGGACGUAUACUACUCGCGAUAUGUGCUCGCGGUGUGCGAGUUUACGCCGAGGAAGAGACACCGCGUGUUUUUGCCUGGAACAACAUUGGCAAACUUUGCUUCGACCGCAAGAAGUUCGAAAUACGCGCAGUCGAUCAGCCGGACAAGCUUACUCUCUACAGCGGAUGCGAUGACAAGAGCAAACUUCUUCUGGGCCUCUGUCGAGACACCCAUCAGUUCUCCAUGGCCAUAGCACCUAGAGUAAACGAGGCGAAGAGGCGAGAGGAGGAAGAGAGAAAGGUUCUUCGCGACUGCUACAUGUAUCCUGCACGAUGCAAGCUGAGCUUAACAGCACGAGGCGCGCGCGGGGACCAACGAAUUUCUGUUAUCUCCAGCACCUCGUCCAAUACAACUUCUGGAAUUGUCAGCGAUCGGGUUCAUAGCGAGGACGAACCAGACACGGCGCCAGCCUCGACCGAGUGUCUUCCGCGUCUUACCGAAAAUUCAUCUUCGCACCCCGGUGGCGGUGGCGGCGGCGGCGGCUGCCUGGUGAACGGCUCGAAUGCAGAUAUCGAGGAUCGUUCGAUGCCGUCCUCGCCAGCCUCUACUGUUGAUGAAGUCGACGGUACGGACAACACUCCUACGACGGCUGCACUGCGAUUAGCUUCGAGUGCAGCAACGGGGGCCGAGGGAUCGCAAUGCAGUAGCAGCUGUAGCACGGUGGUGGUUGUGAAUGCACCUGCUGGUGGACCGCCGCGAAUGCGUCGCACCUCGGCAACAUCCAGUCUCGAGCUCGGUUACUCCCAUACGGCACAGAAUUCAGCGGUUUCUUCAGAAACCGCUAGCUUUCCUGGUGCCAUUUACGACAGGUGCAAAAAAGCUGGCAAAUACGCGGGUACCGACAUCGCGAGCGAGACCAGUGGAGUGUACACGUUAAGGAGCAGCGAGAUGCAGGACGAGAGAAUCGGAGACUUGUAUUCACCUAGCGGAGACGCAAACGAAUCAUCGGCAGCGAGUGACAUGUGUGCCUUGAGUUCCGUCCAGUCGACUACCGAUGAAGCUUCGGUGACAUCCGGUUUCUACACCAUCCACAGUGGGCUUAGAUCGGAGACGAGCGACGUUUACACGGAAGACGUUGGUACCGAUGAUCAAGAACCGAUUUACAGCGUCUGCAAAGGUGACGACGAUGUCGCUAACGACAUAGUGGUUUCCGCUAUGUCUGCGGUAUCUCUGGAUCAACAAUUGGAAGAUUCUAGAUCGCGAAGCAACAGCAUACUCAGUGCUGGAAGUUUCAGAGGGGACGGUAGCGAUCCAUCCAGCGUAGGACCUUUGUUGUCAGCCGACGAGCUUUCGGAUUUGAUCGUUGGACGUUAUCCUCCCCGAAAAACCAUCAGCAACUCCAUGGAUUCCGAUUGCGAUUACGUUACUAUGCCACCGCCACCUCCUCCGCCGAGGACGGACAGCGACAGGCAACUUCCUCCACCUCCUCCGUAUCCGGUCAGCAUGGAUUAUGCUACGAUAAACUCGUCGCGAGCAAAGAUACCGGAUAUCGAGAGAGAACCUCCGCCUCCACCGCCGUACAACGCGACACGUGGCGAAUUCGUCCCUUUACCACCGAGAAGAACCGAUCCACCACCGCCACCGCCGCCUUAUACUUCGCCCAGAGAAAGAAUCCAAAUACCACCACCUACGCCACCGAGAAACGACGCUGUCCAACCCAGGGAACCGCCACCACCACCCCCGCCGUAUCCAGAAGUCUCGGACGUUACUCGACAGGAAGCCAUUUCGAAAUUGUACCCGACCAGCAGCACCGAAGAGAUCGUGUCGAGAGUUACUACUGUAACGUCGAGCAAGUUUCAAAGUAAUCUGACGAACAACAAAUCCAACAACGGCAAUAUAACGCCGUUGAAUUCAAAGACCACCAGCAGCAUCGCCGCUAAUCAUACGAGCAACGACGACGUUGCCUCGAUCGCCCCGAAACCACCGCCCAGAAUUCAACCCCCUACUUAUCCCGGUGACAAAAUGAAACCUACCCCAGUUCACGCUCCCGUUGCCGCUCUUGUCGUUGGACCGAAUAAUUAUUUGGACGUCCACGCUUCACGUGGUGGUCCGGUUUUGUUGCCUUACUUGACACCACCACCUCCUCCGCCACCCCCUCCGCCACCCAUGAUUCACCCUAGACAACCUCCACCGCCGCCACCCAGCUUGGCUACCGUAUACACCAGUCAAGUUGCGAGGUCGCAAAUCGAACAGUAUAAACAGCAACUCUAUUCCGACGUCGAUUACGUUAUGUUCCCUCUGAAGGAUCCUGCCGUGUCGAAGCAAGAGUACAUCGAUGCCAAACAAGGAUCUCUUCUUGCAGCAAUGGCUGCUUAUCCACCACCCCCUUAUCCAUCGUUCAACAAUAAAUCGUUAGUGAUGUAUCGUAGCACACCGUACCUACCCGGUUCCUCCUUCUCGUCACCCUCAAAAUACGCUUCGAAUCAAAACCUUAGUAGCAGCGAUACCAGCUCUAACAAUUAUUUACCGCAUAGUAAUCUGAGCAGUCACUAUGCUGCCAGUACCAGUUCCCUAUACAGUGGAGCUACUUGUUCGUCGGCAGGAAGUCAGAGUCUUAGACGGGAACCACCAGCACCGACUCAUCCUCAUACGCUCCACGCAUUUUCCAGGACCAGAAGCGACGAGAAUAUCUUGAAAUGUUUCGACUCUCCUUCCAGCAUCAAGUUGCAGUCGUUGCCGCAACUCAAGCAUCGUAGGCUACCACCACCUCCUCCGCCUCCUCCUUACGAAAUACAGAAUCUUGAGAAGAAUCAACCGCUUCCGUCUGCCUCGUCGUCAUCCUCUUCGCCGAAUAAAACGUCGAAAACGAUGGGAACGGAGGAACGCGAACGCGAGGAAGGAAAAGAGAAUGGAAUGUUGGAUAUUCGAACGCUUCGUGAGAAAAGUCGCAACUUGGACUUACCAUUGAUAUCGGCAUUAUGCAAUGAUCGGUAUUUACUGAAACAAACGAAAGCGUUCGUUAUGCCAAAGCAUCCCCCAACUGAGACGACAUCUUCUUCGACGUCCGCGAAGAAUGGUACGAGAACCAGUAAUAUUGGAACUUCCAGCAGAAACAAAUAUCCAGUCAGCGGUCUGUCGACCACGCAGAUCGCUAAACCUCCUCGAAAAUCUUCGACGAGUACUCACAAACACCCGGCAGAGGUGAAGGGAAACGCUUACAAAGUGUCGAAUUCGACAGCCGUGUCCUCGGUGAAAAAGGAUCCGACCAGAGCGUCCCAUUCGUAAGAUGAAAUUGAAAAAUAGGCGAAGGGGACCUUUGCCGACUCUUGCAACGUUACGAACAAUUUUAUACCUCGAUAAAGGUACACAUUCCACGAUGUGCCGUUGAAGAUUACGAUUUUACGAUAACUUUUUUGAUAACGGCUAAACAAAGAUCCUGACGUUAGGUAUACUUAAAACAGACAAGUUUCACAGACCGUGCUUCUUCAACUCAGGGUGCCAUUUUUAUAUCGUUUACAAUUUUUCUACUUGUCGGUAAUACUGUCGAGAUACGAAAUCAUUGAAUCUAGGAAAACCUUCGAGAAGCUAAAGAUGAUCCCUUUCUCAUUCGAUUCAAUUUUCUUUUUAAUGAUCUCUUUAAUAACGUUGAAAAUUUCACUUUUUCCUCUAUUCGAACGAACAUAAGUGUUUCGUACGUAGAAUAAUAUAGAAACAUAUACACGUACACACAGCCAGACAGACACACACGCACACACAUUUACAAUAAGACAAUAAAGUGUCCAUUAACGUUACUUUUUGCUCAACUAAAGCGGUUAGCGCGAUCAAAGGGAACAUUAAACGCGAUUGUUGUAAAAUCCUAAUGACGAAAGCGUAAAAGACGCUCUUGUACAUAUAAUAGUUAUCUGACAAGAGCAACGAUUUUUCUUAGGUACUAAUUACUCGGAUAUUUUUAUACUCUGAACGAAGACAGGUAUGAUUAAUGUAACUAGAGAAAUAGUACCUUCAUACUUUUUUUUUUUUUUUUUUUUUUUUUUUUUAUACAUGUGUCUACGAAAGUAAUAUUUAUUACCAUCCAGAUGAUUCUUGUCUUUAUUAUUACUAUUAUAUUUUUUUAAAUAACUCAAUCAACGCUCGCUUUAUGAUACUUUCUAUCGAAGCGGUUUUUUUGUUUUAUAAUAAUACAUUUGCGUGUACGUAACUGUAAGUGUAGUUUCUUUUUUUUAUUUCGUUUUCUUUAUUUAAGAGAAUUAAAGCGCAUAAGCAGGCUCGAUGAGAAAAAUUGAUUAUUCAUUGGCAAGAAGAAGGAAAAGCAGCCGGUACGAGGUACGAUAGACGAAUUCUCCUUUUAACUACACUACAGAACACGUACUUUACUGAACGGUAAUGAACGCGAAACAAUUGAUAUUUUGACUACUAUAAUACUACGCAAGAGUCUCGUGUUAGCGUCGAUCUUUCGUACACAUUAAUCAUUAGAUCGUAGACGUGUAAGGGGUAACAAUUUGUAGACGUAACGUUGACUUAUGUUAAUUAAUGGUAGAUAUUAAUAUUACAACACGAACCAUGUCUGUACAUAGUAUUUGCGUGAAAUUAUAGGACUUGUUGUAGUCGAAAACCUCAUGUAUGUACCACGCGCCACCUCAGCUACGAAUAAUAAACUCUUUUUUUAUAAUGAA
Osmia lignaria (orchard mason bee) is the source of this 5477-nucleotide messenger RNA. The record is from RefSeq and is a predicted model, not a curated record. Lineage: Eukaryota; Metazoa; Arthropoda; Insecta; Hymenoptera; Megachilidae.